GCGGCGUGACGCGAGCACGGCGGCUCCGCCCCCUGCGUCUCCGGCCUCGCUGGCCUUUGGGGGGUGGGGGGCAUGGUUCCAUCAUGGCGUCAAUGCAGAAACGACUACAGAAAGAACUAUUGGCUUUGCAAAAUGACCCACCCCCAGGGAUGACUUUAAAUGAAAAGAGCGUUCAGAAUUCAAUUACACAGUGGAUUGUAGACAUGGAGGGUGCACCAGGGACCUUAUAUGAAGGGGAAAAAUUUCAACUCCUAUUUAAGUUUAGUAGUCGAUAUCCUUUUGAUUCUCCUCAGGUCAUGUUUACUGGUGAGAAUAUUCCUGUUCAUCCUCAUGUUUAUAGCAAUGGUCAUAUCUGUUUAUCCAUUCUGACAGAAGACUGGUCCCCAGCGCUCUCAGUGCAGUCUGUCUGUCUUAGCAUUAUUAGCAUGCUUUCCAGCUGCAAGGAAAAGAGACGACCACCAGAUAAUUCUUUUUAUGUGCGAACGUGUAACAAGAAUCCAAAGAAAACAAAAUGGUGGUAUCACGAUGAUACUUGUUGAUGAUGCCACUGUUGUCAUCCUCCUAGCAGAAGAUAGUCCUACUGAGAAAAUGAGCACUUUGAUCAUUCAGUCUUUGAACUUUAACCUUUGACUGGAAGUGACCUAUAGGCAAUGAAGACUACUUCCUUUUACUGCAUUUUUACUCGUGUGCAUUCUGGGCGCAUGUUGAUCGCUGGUUCAGUCCAGGCAACUGACAUGCUUUUAUUAGUCAUACAGUAUCAAUGCAGGUGUCAGGAAAUGUCAAAUAUAAUUCCAUUUUUUAUUUUUAUUUUUUUAAGCGUUUGGAAUAGUUCCAGGUCCUCAUGUAUUGUGCAAUAACAAUGACUUCCCUGGUGGUGUUGGGACGUUCAUUGCCGGCAAUGGACGUCAUAACAGGAAAAGUUUUUCAUUAACUUCUGCCACUCGAUGAUUAAUGCAUAAUAGGGCCUAUGAAAUGAACUUAUCGGUUAUGGUGGGGAUUAUAAAUAACGUGAGGGAUCCAACAUUACUUUGAAAGUCACCCCAACUGUUUAUAUUUGGAUUCUAUGCACUGUGAUCCUGAGGUUAACAGCAUGAAUUAACAUGCGUCUUCAAAGGACUGUAAUGAAAGAUCAUUGCGUAUUUAUUUAAUUGUUUAUAUCUGCUGUCAAAUUGUUUUGACAUGGAAGGUUUUCAAGUAACAUUGGCAGAGAGGUACAAUAUGUUAUCCCUAUGGUGAAAAUAAAUUUGUUGUAUAUAAUUCCUCAAUCUCUGAAGUGAAGGUCUGAGUAAUAUAGGGUCUGACUGGUUUAAUCAAGGCUUUAUUUUGGAAGUAAGAAAAAUGGCAGUAAUGAUUAAGUUGCUGCAGUCCAUAAAUUGGGCUUGUUAUUUGUGUAUUAAAGGUUUUUUUCCAAGUAGAUUACACUCGGUUACUUCCUGCUAGCCAUCAGCAUGAGCCCUACUGCCUAAACACUAUUUCAUUUAUUUAUGUUUGGAAAAUCCAUAAACAUUUUUGUUUGCAAUCUUGUUUCUUUUGUUAUGUUUUAAGUCAAGUUUGAAUGUUAUAUAUUACCUUAAUUGAAAAACUUUUGUCAAGCUUUUUCUUGUAAACUUUCUUUACUUGUAAGUAUCAUCUUGUCUCCAAUUCUGUACCCUAAAAUAAGAAAUACAUUUUUGACAGAGGCUUAAUGUUUUAACGAGAGUGUGGACAUUUUUAUUUUAAAUUUAGGCAAAAGUACACUAUAAAAUGGUAUGUUUGCUUGUUUGUCUUCACAACCAUACAUUUUUUCCUGGAAGGAUUUAUUUUGUUUGCUUGUUGAAAAGACUUUGCUUAUCGCUAGCUGAAAUUUUUCUAUAGAAAAAAAAGUUGUUCAAAGGUCCAAUCCUCAGUACCAUGUAAGUUAGUGCUACAGCUAGGUUCACUUUUUAAAAAGUGAUUAUUGUAUUUUAUAAAUUAAUCUUUUCACAUAUGCAAAAUCUGUUUCUACUAUAAUGUUAUUUUUACUAAUGCCUUAUUGUUGCACUCUUUUUGAAAUAUCCUACAGUGAAUAUAUGGAUCAAUUUGGGUUUAAAGGUAAAAGCCAGUUGGCUGAAAGGAUUGAAAUAUGUACCCCAGUAAAACCAUCCAAUUAAUAAUUGGUAAAUAAUGUUUUAAAAGUUGUUUUUAAUCUCUGUAUAGAUGACAUUUUGUAGCUUUGUACAUGUUAAUCAAGGGCAUAUAAUUUUACACUCUAAAAAAUAUAAUUGCUGAACUCAGGGGUGGGUAGACUUCAAAAUUAUGUCUGCUAUAGAAAUAACUUGAAAAACAAAAAACUUGGCCAGCCACCAAAUUGUGGACACUGUUUAUACCAUGAGCUAGCAAUUACCACUUUUUAAAAAUUUGAAACGUUUUUGUUCAAUUUGGACUAAACGUAAAUUCUCAUAGUGUUCUAUCAGUUUUAUUAGUUGGCUGUUUAACCAAGAGAGAAAAUAUUUGGAUUAUUGAUAGUUUUUAACUGCUUGUUAUAUGAAAAUUGCAACUAUAAAUUAUAUAUUUUCAUAUUUUAGAAAACUGGUCUAAACUACUGAUUGACAUCAUCUUUUUCCAGUAUGUUAGGAAGAAAUCUCUCUUGUGUGUUUCUGGUCCUCCUAACUAAAUCCUCUUAUAAGGAAAUGACCUGUGACAUUUAUUCACCAAAGGAAUUAAUAUACCAGGUCAAAGAUUAGCAGUGCUAUACUAUAGAUUAAUAGAUCAUAUAUAGCCUCAGUUUGAGUUUUUAUAAGUAUUUUAACAUACCUCUCUCUCUAGAUGUAGAUAUGGUAAAAUCAAAUAAAGCAAACAAAAAAAAACCAAAUAACUUCAGUAUGUUUUAUGUUUUAAAGAGAAUAAGAUGAAAUAUCCUAAUAGGAGCACCAGUUGUUCAGAAUUCAUAAUCAAAUUAACAUCAUUCCUACGGAAUAUAGGAGUUACUGAAAAUUGCUUUGCACUUAGAGUUAAUUAAUUUUAUAUUAUUGUUAAAAUAUUGUAAGUUACAUUAGUGAAAGUCUUCGUUUAUCUGAGUCAUUGCUCCAGAGGGCAGUUAAUGGCUUUGUAAUUAUAAGCAGAAUAUUUCCUUGUAAUGUGUUGUUGAAAGACAACCAGAACACAAAGAAAAUGUACAUAGGAGUAUGCUACUUCCUCCUUCUCCGGUUUUCCUCCAUGGUGCAUCAGGCCUGUAGAAUUAAGCUUCAAAUAGAAAAUAGGUAUUCUCUUCUUUUUUAUUUAUUUAUUUAUUUAUUUUAGGCCAUUCUGCUGGUUUGCCAAAUUCUGUUACAACAGUGAUACAUUCAGUUCUUAUUUAUGCAUGCAUACAUAAUGAACUUGAUGCCCUCUCAGAAAUUCUUUUUCAAGUAGGAAUUAAUAUCAUAAGUUUGAAAGAGAAAGAUACUUUUGAUCUUUUAAGGGAAAUUGAAAAACACAUUUUAUGGCUGUUGUCUUAAGGAAUUAAUAAUAGUCACUUUUAAAGAAUUUACUUGUAAUAUGUAAUUUUUCCUUUUAGCCAUCAGGGAAAUAAAGCAUUUUUAACUAUCCAGAAAAAUGCUAAAAAUAGCUUUUUUAUAGUUAACAAUAGCACUGAAGAAAGAUCUUGAUCCUUGUUGUUUUGACUGAAAUUAUAAAUAUUUGGUAUAAAGCAACUAGAAUAGUUUGCUACUUUUGCCCUCCUGAAAUAUUAAAUAUAUGCAGAUAUAUUGUCAUUAGAUUCUGGUGGUGAAUAAUUUCUUCAGAUUCUAAAAUAGGUAUCUAGUAACUGUUGAUUAUCCCCAGAUUGCAUCAAAGAUGAAUUGACAAGUGAUAGAAAUAAGUAGUGAUAAUGAAAAUGGUAUGUAAGUAACUACAUAUUGUUUCCAGGGAUCCAGUCUAGUUUUUAAAAAGCUUAUUGUUUCUGAGAAUUGAGACAUUUAAAACUUGUUAAAACUUGCUAAAAAUAGAAGAGAAGAGGAGGUACUGUGUGUUCAAAAGUUUUUUUUAAAUAAAGAAUUCAGUGUCACUAGUUCUAAGCCUUUAUGGUUACUUUUGCUUAUGUUUCUCAGUCUCACUUUACUCAUUUUUAUGCAUACCUUAGCUGAAUGGCUAUAAUUUAUGAUUGUGUGUAAUUGUGUAUGUAAGUUAGUUUUUAGGAAGAAUUGAAGCUUAGUUAACUGGGGUUUGCUUUUUGUUGUCAAAGUAGGUACUAUACUAUUUGGUAUGCCAGUGCCUUUCCUGACUCUGCAGGAUUGUGACCUGUGGAGAAGGUGUCUUUUGGUCUGCAACAACCAGUUCCAACCUUUUUCUGGCUUUUUGAAAAUACCUUUUCUUCUUCUUCCUUUCUGUCUCUUCUCACAGAUGUUUGACAUGCGUGAAUCUUCAGCAUUUGCCUUUUCUGACUUCUAAAUUGUUUUUUUUUUUAAGUUGGAGAAUCCAGAGAAGAUUAUUAAUUACAACAGAAGUUUUUGAAAAACUAAAAAAAGAAAAAACAAACAUAAAAAGAAAACACUAUCUUAUUCAAAUUCCUGAUAGUCCCUUCAUUAGUAGAUUGUUGAUUUUGUGAAUAUAACUCUUUGGUGAGUGAGUUGUAGCUCUAAUUCAUUUCUAAAAUACUAGUACAGAAAAGGAGGGCGUUGGAAGUGGGAACUCUUCCCCGUGCCUAACUAUUGCUUAAAUGAAUUAAAUUGUUUGUUUUCCACUUAAAUUCCUUCAGUCAUUUUGAGAUGUGGAAUUAUUUUUCUAAAAUUAUUUGUAAAGAGUCUUGCUUUCGCAGCCAAUUUUGCAUUGAUAUUAAGAUAGGAUUGUAUACCUGAUCGUCAUUACAGACUCUGGAACCUGAGCAUGGACUACAAGCCUGGCCUGUCCUGCAGGUUGAUGUGUGGUUCUGACUGAGAUCCUGCUGGGUGAGAUGAUGAUUGUUCAAGGGUUGACACUGACACUUGUUUUCGGGGAUGAGUCUUCAGAAUGAUUAUAGUACUGUUUUUUAACAAAGGGUGUUUUGUUGAUAAAAUAGCACCUGAAGCCAUUUUGAAUGUGUGGAAGGAAUGACUGAAUAGACGCUUAUGACAAGAACUCUGGCUUUACAUGUUGAAUGAAAACAAGAUCCAGUUCUAGCUGUUUCUUGACACAUGCCCUGUUUGAGUUUUAACAAAAUGUAGAGCCUAUAGUAGUUCUAAGCUGUUGUCUCAAAGUCAAACGCAAGAUUGCAGAAGAUACUAGGUUUUGAAUUGUGACAAAACUUGUCAGAUUUCAUGGCAUAUGGAAAGACUGAUUACACCUGCCUCUUACAAAAGGUUGAAAUAGGACUGUUUAGGAACUCAGUGGUUUUGUCAAGUAUGACAAUGUGUCUCAUCAUAGUUAACUGCAGAUUCCUUAUGUAAAUGAAAACGGUCAAGUUCGAGGUAAAAAAAUUAAUUGAAUGAAUUUUUAGGUUAAUUAUCUGGUAACUAAGAGUCAAGUACAUGUACAAAUUAAAUGAAUUUGUUCAUUUAUGUUGGUACUAUAUUUCUCACAAUUUAGAAAUAAAGAUUGUGCUUGAGGAUUUGAAUAGGGUGAAUGUAUAUAUUUUAUAAAUUCAAGUUGCAAAAUAUGUAAAACUCACUUUUUAACUAUAACUGUUACAACAGACAAAUCUGUUAUAUAUUUUUAAAUACAUGUAUCAAACUUUUGUUAGUUGAAUAUAGAUUACUUUGUGUGCUUUAUGGAAUUAAGUAACUUUUAAAAUAAAGCAGUUGUCAUUUGA
Molecule: messenger RNA, 5722 nt
Organism: Ochotona curzoniae (black-lipped pika)
Lineage: Eukaryota; Metazoa; Chordata; Mammalia; Lagomorpha; Ochotonidae
Gene: UBE2W
Product: ubiquitin conjugating enzyme E2 W
Exons: 6
Coding region: 84-539 (151 amino acids)
Source: RefSeq, a predicted model, not a curated record